CCUUCUAUUUCUCUAGUCUCCAAAAGCAGCCGUGGAACAAGCGCGCCACAGACUGAGCAGUUGGAUUGGAGCGAUGGCCAUGGCGAGCGUUGCCAGGAGAAAGUCUCAUCUCCUAUUCAGGAGUAUCUGUAACCCUUCUUCUGAUGUCCUGAGGUACUCUUUCUCACUAUCCUCUUUCUCUAGAAGCUUCACGUCUUCCGGAUCCGAAGAGAACGACGUCGUCGUCAUCGGCGGUGGCCCUGGUGGCUAUGUAGCCGCCAUUAAAGCCGCUCAGCUGGGUCUCAAGACUACUUGUAUUGAGAAGCGAGGUACUCUCGGUGGGACUUGUCUCAACGUUGGCUGCAUCCCUUCCAAGGCUCUUCUUCAUUCUUCCCACAUGUACCAUGAAGCCAAGCAUUCAUUUGCCAGCCAUGGAGUGAAGUUCCCUUCUGUUGAGGUUGAUCUGCCUGCCAUGAUGGCCCAGAAAGACAAAGCUGUUGCCAAUCUAACACGAGGUAUAGAAGGUCUCUUCAAGAAAAACAAGGUAAGCUAUGUUAAAGGCUAUGGCAAGCUCAUCUCUCCUUCCGAAGUCUCUGUCGACACCCUUGAAGGUGGGAGCACCAUUGUCAAAGGCAAGAAUAUCAUAAUAGCAACUGGAUCUGAUGUCAAGUCCCUCCCUGGCAUCACCAUUGAUGAGAAAAAGAUUGUAUCUUCAACUGGAGCUCUGUCCUUGUCAGAAAUCCCAAAGAAACUCAUUGUCAUUGGGGCAGGCUACAUUGGCCUAGAAAUGGGCUCUGUCUGGGGGAGGCUUGGUUCUGAAGUAACUGUUGUUGAGUUUGCACCAGAUAUUGUCCCAUCAAUGGAUGCCGAAGUUCGAAAACAAUUCCAACGUGCCCUUGAGAAGCAGAAGAUGAAAUUUAUGCUCAAGACUAAGGUGGUUGGUGUUGACACGUCUGGGGAGGGUGUGAAACUGACAGUUGAACCAUCAAGUGGUGGUGAGCAAAGCACUUUGGAAGCAGAUGUUGUGCUUGUUUCUGCAGGUAGAGUUCCAUUCACAGCUGGGCUUGGACUGGAAAAGAUUGGUGUGGAAACUGAUAAGGUAGGCCGAAUCACAGUUGAUAAGCGGUUCACAACAAGUGUGCCGGGUGUCUAUGCCAUUGGAGAUGUGAUUCCAGGGCCCAUGCUAGCCCACAAGGCAGAAGAAGACGGUGUAGCAUGUGUAGAGUUCAUAGCUGGCAAGGAAGGCCAUGUGGACUAUGAUCUGGUACCCGGUGUAGUGUAUACUCAUCCCGAAGUGGCAUCUGUUGGGAAGACCGAGGAGCAGGUGAAGGCACUUGGAGUUGAUUAUCGUGUGGGAAAGUUCCCUUUCCUGGCCAACAGCAGGGCCAAGGCAAUUGAUGAUGCUGAAGGGGUGGUGAAGAUAUUGGCAGAGAAGGAAACGGAUAAGAUACUGGGGGUACACAUCAUGGCACCCAAUGCUGGAGAAUUAAUUCAUGAAGCAGUGCUAGCCUUGCAGUACGGAGCAUCAAGUGAGGAUAUUGCACGAACAUGUCAUGCACAUCCAACAAUGAGCGAGGCCUUGAAGGAAGCUGCAAUGGCCACUUAUGACAAGCCUAUUCAUAUCUAGGAGAGGAGUGGGUAAAUGCAACUUUUUUUUUUUCUUGUUCUACUUUUUGUUUAGAUUUUUUUUUUUUUUUGAAUCCUUUGUUUCUUUUGAUGUCUCUUACUGGGACAAGACAAUUGUUUCGAUAGUCUACAAGUUUCCACCUCCACUUCUUUUUCUUCCACAAUUGGUAUAUCAUGUACUUAAUAAGAGGUGGGAAUAACUUCUGGGAAAUACUGCACAAGUUUUCUUUUUUACGCUCUUAAAAUUUAAUCCAAGAAACUCUCAUGGUAUUA
Molecule: messenger RNA, 1878 nt
Organism: Nelumbo nucifera (sacred lotus)
Lineage: Eukaryota; Viridiplantae; Streptophyta; Magnoliopsida; Proteales; Nelumbonaceae
Product: dihydrolipoyl dehydrogenase 1, mitochondrial
Biological process (GO): 2-oxoglutarate metabolic process; pyruvate metabolic process
Cellular component (GO): mitochondrion; oxoglutarate dehydrogenase complex
Molecular function (GO): flavin adenine dinucleotide binding; dihydrolipoyl dehydrogenase (NADH) activity
Source: RefSeq, a predicted model, not a curated record